AUGACGCCCGAAUUGGUUCGUCAGAUACACCUCCUCGCGAGAAGCCAAGGCGCCACGUGUUUCCCGCAAGGGGAAGGCGGAAACACCCGCUCCGAUCGAACCGACGAGCGGGGGAAUGGCGGAAGUGGAGGCAGCGCGUCCUCCACGAUCGCAGCUGCAGCCGCAGCAGCAGCCGCCGCAGCGGCGAAUCCCAGCCAGCUGUCGAGCGCUUUUGCGGACCGCGAUGGCUCAUUCGGGAGCCUCCCUUUUUCGCUCUCGGGGUGGGAAACGGCGGUCGGCCGCUUUCCUGGUGGUACUGCUGCUACUAGUCGCGGAAUUCUCGAGCAACCGGCGCGUUCCGAUUAUCUGUUGCAAACGCAACAUCCAUCCGCGCCGUUGAAGUCGUUCGCGCCGUUCGAUCCAUGUGCUUCAGUCGCUCCAUCCGCGCCGUCCGCUCAGUUCGCGGCGGCCUCCCGAAGCUUUUCCGCCUUCCAGCAGCCCUCGGGCUCUCCUCCGCUCGCUGCGGCGGAAGCAGGCCAACCCGUAGCGCGUCAGCCCUUAACGCGUCGCCCAUCGGCGGAUGGUGCAACGGAGACGUCGGCCGAGGAUAUGAGUGUCCCUCCUAGUAGGAGGAGCAUUAAAAGGGCCAGCGGCGCAGGUGCAAACUCGGCGCAUAACAACGCGGCGAGCGCGGCGGUACCUGCUACUACCCCUGCCUCUGCCGCUCGCCGUCGCCGCGGCGGGAGCAGCGGCCCCGCCGCGGGCGACGGCGCAAGCUCUGGCGGAAGCUCCAGCGGAGGCCGAGAUAUCCCCCGGGCGGGGGAAGAACCCGCGGAAGCAUCUGGCGCGACGGCGCCAGCGGCGCCAGAGGCGGCGGCGGAGGCGACGGCGGCGGCGACGGCGGCGUGGGAGCAGCACCAGUGGUCGCGCGGAGUGGCGGAGCUGGUGAGCGCGGACGGGCACCGGUGGCUCAAGUACGGCGCGAAGAAGCUCAGCACCAAGAACGGCGGCCAGCGCAGGGCGUACUACCGCUGCGCGGCCAGCUCACCCCACCACCGCACGGCAGGGUCCGCACCGUGCCCUGCACGCAAGGUGGUGAACUCGCACCCUCUGCGCCCCUUCGACCUCAGCGCUGUCACUGUGGAGUAUCUCUCCGAGCACAACCAUCCUGUGGAGGGAGAGCGCUUGGUUGUGCGUGACUAUAAAGGGCGCCGGGUUCCCCGCGCUUGGGAUGAUGGGGCAGCUGCUGGUGAGGAUGGGGCGCAGGUGGCGAGUGCUGAUGUCAGCCUGACCGUUGCUGCUGAUGGUGAAGCCUGGACUGCUGCGGGUGGUGCUGCUGCUGCUGCUGCUGCUGCUGCUGCUGCGGGUGGUGCUGCUGCUGCUGCUGCUGCUGCUGCUGCAGGCGAUGACAUGGUUGUAUCGCAUGAUGAAUUUCCUUUUGAGGAGGACACUCCCCAGCUCAGAUAUUUUAUGGGUGUGGGUGGCAAAGAGCCUAGCCAAGGAAUGUGCGUGAAAGGUGCAGCGGAGCACGAUUUUUCUCGCAGCAACAGUAGUGUUACAGAACAUUGUGUGGAGCCUGUGGAGCAGCCUUUAUUGAUGACUGGUGCAGCAGACAGGGGGAGUGAGGGUGUUGAUGGUCAAGUGGAUGUGGAACUGCAUCUAGCCUGCACGUAUGGCAGUGCAGAGCAACGAAUCAACCUGUUUGCUGGGGAGGGGGUUGAGGGUUGCCAAACAGGUUUCAGAAGAAUGAGGUUCAGUGAGGGUGGCUGCUACACUGGAGUUUUUGGAAUGGGUGCAGUUGCAUGA
Molecule: messenger RNA, 1785 nt
Organism: Closterium sp. Naga37s-1
Lineage: Eukaryota; Viridiplantae; Streptophyta; Zygnematophyceae; Desmidiales; Closteriaceae
Source: the annotation of a GenBank genome assembly